Messenger RNA from Coffea arabica (coffee), 699 nucleotides. RefSeq lists its product as uncharacterized. The record is from RefSeq and is a predicted model, not a curated record. NCBI's taxonomy places the organism in Eukaryota, Viridiplantae, Streptophyta, Magnoliopsida, Gentianales, Rubiaceae. Gene Ontology annotation, molecular function: zinc ion binding; nucleic acid binding.
AUGGCUGAAGAGAGGAAGGAGAACAUUAUGUCUGUGGAGCUUGCAAUUCAGAGGGAAUUAGCGUACAGAGAAAAGAUUGCUAGCUUCUUGUCCGGGAAAGAAAAAGAAGAACUGCUGCCUUUGAAGGUACCAUGUUCAACUACAUUUACUAGUCCAUAUCCAAGUCCAAUGCAAAAUGUAGGGCAGAGUUCAAUCUCAACUUCAGCCUCUAGAAAUCAGUCAUCAUACCGGGGCAAAUCUCCAACUCUAAGUCCAGGACCUGGACAUGGGAAAGCAGAUCAGCAAUGCAAUAUCAGUAACAGGUCCGACAUAUUCUGUAAAAUCUGCAAAGUGAGCUGCUCAAGUCCUUCCAAUUACAAACAACACAUCAGAGGUGAGAAGCACAGGGCUAUGAUGCAUUCCCCAAAACUGAAUAAGAAUGCAGCUGUUGGACCAAGUAAAAAUCAGCAACCAAGAUGCAAUCUGUGCCAGAUUGUAUGCAUGGAUAAAACUAGUUUGCAAUUGCAGUUGAAUGGCCAAAAGCACAAGGCGAAAUUGAGGAUGAAUGAACUUGGGAGGAAGGGGGAAAUUUCCCAACAAUUCUGGUGUGAAAUGUGUCAAGUUCCUUGCAACAAUGAAGAGACAUUUCAGUUGCACCUGAAGGGAAAAAACCAUGUUGCUCGCAAAUAUGCUUUGGAGGAAGAAAAGAAGGCCAUUUAA